UUGCUGUUGAAGUCGCCUCAGUUCGAUUCCAGUACUCCGAUGCACUUAACCGAGUGCCGUGGGCCAGAUUCCAUGUAAGAUGUCCGUGUGCGCCCUGAAUCCCAAUCCAACUCCGAAUCCAAAUCCAAACCAGAAUCCCAGCCAGAAGCAACAGCAGAAGCCGUCGAGUCCCAAGCCCCGACCCGGGUCACUGAUAACCGGAAACGGUAACGGGAAUCUUCGUAGCGGCAAGGGUCUGAUCACCCCGCCCACUCCGCCUCCGUCGCCCCAGGUCCGGAUCUACGAGGACUUUGACAGGAUGAGUGCCAAGGAGGUGUACUACAACGAGGCCGGCAAGAAGGUCACCGUGAAGUUGCUCCACUUUCCGGAUGUGCCGCCGGAGGAGAUCUCCAAACUGAAGUUCGAAGAUGAUGACGAGGACGAGGAUGAGGACGAUGAGGUGGUGGACCUGGAGGACGACCCGGACGAGAACGGGGAAGCAGCCGAUGGCGAGGAGGCGGACGAGGACAGUGACUCCGGCGGAAAGCCCAAAACUCCAGAAUCUAGCGAGGCGGAGAAACCCCCCUCGGAGGGUGGGGCCGGCAAUCCCAAGAAGAUCUUUCGACGCAAGCUGUCCGGAAACAAUAUGCAGACCAGGAAGUGUAGUCUGGCCUUCGCCCAGGCCCACGGCAUCCGGCAGCGGGCCGAGAAGAAGCUAUCGAUGCCCACCAUCAGCAUAACGGCCAAUUCCGGUGAUCAUGUGGCCGGCACCCAUCUCCAGAACGGCGGUCUCCGGCUGAGUCUCGGCCGGAAGCUCUCCCACCAGUACUCCGUGCCACUUGGCUCACCGACCUCCCCGGUCUCGGGUCCCCGCCGGUCCCACUCGCCGCUGGGCCAGAGCCUCUGUCCCGGCUACAUCCAGUACUCCAAGUCCCUGCUGGAGGUGCCCAUGCCGCGGGACUACGGCUAUGCCAGCAGCGACGAUCUCAGCUCCGAGUGGGACUCGGAUGUGUCCACCUCGGCGGCCGGCUCCGCUGCGGGCUCGGGCUCCUCGGGUUCUUCUUCCACCACAGCCGGCGGAUCGGGUCAUAAGAAGAGCUCCGGCUGGCGCAAGAUCCGGAAUAUUGUACAGUGGACACCCUUCUUCCAGACGUACAAGAAGCAACGGUAUCCAUGGGUCCAGCUGGCAGGACAUCAGGGGAACUUCAAGGCGGGCCCCGAGCCGGGCACCGUUCUCAAGAAGCUCUGCCCCAAGGAGGAGGAGUGCUUUCAGAUCCUCAUGCAAGACCUCCUGCGACCCUAUGUCCCUGUCUACAAGGGUCAGGUGACCAGCGAGGAUGGUGAAUUGUAUCUCCAACUACAGGAUCUGUUGAGCGACUAUGUCCAGCCCUGUGUGAUGGACUGCAAAGUGGGUGUGCGCACCUACCUGGAGGAGGAGCUGUCCAAGGCCAAGGAGAAGCCCAAGCUGCGCAAGGACAUGUACGACAAGAUGAUCCAGAUCGAUGCCAAUGCCCCCACCGCCGAGGAGCAUGCCGCCAAGGCGGUCACCAAGCCACGAUACAUGGUCUGGCGGGAGACCAUCUCCAGCACAGCCACCUUGGGUUUUCGCAUUGAGGGCAUCAAGAAGAGCGACGGCACUAGUUCCAAAGAUUUCAAAACGACCAAGUCACGCGAACAAAUCAAGCUGGCCUUCGUCGAGUUCCUCAGCGGUCAUCCCCAUAUUCUGCCCCGGUACAUCCAGCGUUUGAGGGCCAUCCGGGCCACCCUGGCCGUGUCGGAGUUCUUCCAGACGCACGAGGUGAUCGGGAGCUCCCUGCUCUUCGUCCACGACCAGACCCAUGCCAGCAUCUGGCUGAUCGACUUCGCCAAGACGGUGGAGCUGCCGCCCCAGCUACGGAUCGAUCACUACUCGGCCUGGAAGGUGGGCAACCAUGAGGAUGGCUAUCUCAUCGGGAUCAACAAUCUAAUCGACAUUUUCGUCGAACUCCAGGCGACGAUGGAGUCGGUUCCGGACUCUGGACCCACCCCAGACCCCCAGGAUCAUGGAGACGAGGCGAAACGGGAUAACGAUAUAGACGACGACGACGAUAAACCCUAAAUGGGUUUUCUGGGGCUGGGCCCCGUCCAAAAAAAAAAAAGACACUUCCAUAACCCGAAUCGAUUAACCCCCAAUUCUAGACUAAGUUAGCUGAUAGUUUUCCACUUUUUUUUUAAACUUUUUUUUUUUCAUUCUUAACCCCCUAAAUUCGCCUUGAACUCUACUGCGUCUGCGUACACACUUUUAACCCAUUAAGUUUAAAAUCAAAGACUGAAACCCACACUAUACAUACAUACAUAUAUGUCUUAGAGAGUAUGUACAUUGUGCUGAAGCUGAUGCUGAUAUACUGCUACCGCUGCUGUUGUUCUGAAGUGUAAUUUAUUUAUCCAAAAACAAAAAAAAAAAAACAAAUACUUGACCACCUCUAUCGAGUAGCACCCGCGAGCAGACACCCGACUAUCCUAAUUAUCCCUCGAAGUGUAACUAAGGAAGCCCAUCAAUACACAACAAUAGCCUAGGCUAAGCCAUUAAUAUUAUGUUUAUGCUACUACCUACUAAAUACUACUAAUUGUGCACUAUUAAAUUCAUUUAAACCAGAA
Drosophila bipectinata is the source of this 2616-nucleotide messenger RNA. It is a transcript of the gene IP3K2, whose product is annotated as Inositol 1,4,5-triphosphate kinase 2. Gene Ontology annotation, molecular function: inositol tetrakisphosphate kinase activity; inositol-1,4,5-trisphosphate 3-kinase activity. Gene Ontology annotation, cellular component: nucleus; cytoplasm. The record is from RefSeq and is a predicted model, not a curated record. Lineage: Eukaryota; Metazoa; Arthropoda; Insecta; Diptera; Drosophilidae. Gene Ontology annotation, biological process: inositol phosphate biosynthetic process.